UUUUUUCAGCUCUGCUAUAGGAUCUUUAGUUUUCUCGAAGUCGGUUUCAUUGAUUCCAAAGUCUCGUUUCCAUCCAGGAAGUUACAUUGCACAUGACAAUAUUUCCGGAUUUCCCUGUGUAAAUACCAUGCUCGUAGAUAGUAGUGCUGUUUGAAAUGCAUUACUGCUACUUUUAUUAGCAGCACUCGAGGGCAUCUCGCCAGACAACUUACACAAAACAUUUUUUUUUCCUAUCUAAGUUUAUCUAUAGAUAAAUUACGCAGACAAAAUAUAGAUCAAUGCAUGAACUGCUAGCACGUGCAAAACAAAUGGAAAGUGGGAAGCGAGUUUCCAGAAAUGGCGCUUAAUAGUCGGAACGAGGAGUCGGUGGUGCAGUGUCCUGUAUGUUCGGAGAAGAUGGAGAGUUUUGAGAUCAAUCCCCACCUAGACCACUGCCUGGGUGUUGGAGCGUCGGCGGGGAAGGAGCCUGGAGGAGAGGAGGAAGAUGCAGAUGCAGAGUGCGGUGACCGAGGGGAACCCGGCUGCAAGAAGGCGCGCUGGUCGCCGGCACCGGCCGAUGGAACGCAGCCCGGGAGCCGGCGCGUGUCGGCCGAUGGAACGCAGCCCGGGAGCCGGCGCGUGUCGGCCGAUGGAACGCAGCCCGGGAGCCGGCGCGUGUCGGCCGAUGGAACGCAGCCCGGGAGCCGGCGCGUGUCGGCCGCUCGAUCCCCGGCGCCGGGCACCAGGAAACAGCCCGGGAGCGGGACGCAACCCGCCAGCAAGCACCAGGCCCCCUCCCCCGUCUUUGCACUUUUCCAAAAGCCCCAAAGGUCGCCGAGUCUUGCGGCAGCUUCGCCCACCGGGACCGAUGCACCUGCACCCGGGUGCAUUGCUUUCACCUCUGCUGCACCUUCGCAGUCUGUCGUUCUCUCUGAAGCAAACCAGGAAGAGCAGAAAAAGCUGGUUUCAUUACAACAACUUGAAGCAAAGCCUCUGGCGGAGAUCAUGAGACCCGGUGCUUUAGCAGAACUUAUUGGCCAAAGUAAAGUUUUAGGAGAAAACACGCUCCUGAGAACGCUGUUGGAAUCGCAUGAUAUCCCAUCCAUGAUUUUGUGGGGUCCACCAGGAUGUGGGAAAACUUCAUUGGCCAAUGUCAUAGCCAACAACAGCAAAAAGCAGAGCAAUACAAGGUUUGUGACUCUUUCUGCUACAAGUGCAAACGUUAAUAUUGUUCGAGAAGUGAUAAGCCAAGCUCAAAAUGAACGAAAGCUAUUCAAAAGAAAAACUAUUUUAUUCUUUGAUGAAAUUCAUCGCUUCAAUAAGACACAACAGGACUCUUUUCUGCCUCACGUCGAGUGUGGGACAAUCACACUGAUUGGUGCAACUACAGAAAAUCCUUCCUUUCAGAUCAAUGCAGCCUUGCUGAGCCGUUGCCGUGUCAUCGUUCUUGAGAAGCUGUCAGUAGAGGCUGUGGAAACUAUUCUGUUGCGUGCUUUAAGCUCCCUUGGGAUCAGCAUAUUACGACAAGAUAAAGAAGCCGACUCUAUGGAUGGCAGCAAAGAGUCUGAAGUUCAGAUUUCUAUUGAAGGUGAAGCCGUGCGGAGCAUUGCUUACCUUUGUGACGGUGAUGCGAGGGCAGCUUUAAAUGGACUUCAUCUUGCAAUUCAAGCAAGAAUUGCAGAAGCUAAAAAGCCACUGAGCAACAAUGGGCAGCAAAAUACUCCAAUAAAGAACAUUGUUAUUAAAGAAACGCAUAUAAAGGAAGGACUUCAAAGGUCACAUUUACUGUAUGAUCGAGCAGGUGAGGAACACUAUAACUGUAUAUCGGCAUUGCACAAAACCAUGCGGGCCUCGGAUGAGAAGUCUGCCCUGUACUGGCUAGCCAGGAUGCUGGAGGGCGGUGAGGAUCCACUGUAUGUUGCACGGAGAUUGAUACGAUUUGCCAGUGAAGAUAUAGGACUUGCAGAUCCUUUGGCUUUGACCCAGGCAGUAUCUGCUUACCAAGGGUGUCAUUUUAUAGGGAUGCCUGAAUGCGAGGUUAUUUUGGCACAGUGUGUUGUAUAUCUAGCUAGAGCACCAAAGUCUACUGAGAUAUACAUGGCGUAUGGAGCUGUUAAGGAAUCUGUGAGGAACCACAAAGGACCCCUGCCUUCUGUCCCACUGCAUCUAAGAAAUGCACCCACAAAACUCAUGAAGGAUCUUGGCUACGGGAAGGGGUAUAAAUACCCUGCAAACAAUGUUUAACAAACGUGUUUAACAAAAGACUAGAUGCUUUGUUAUAAUAGGUUACUUUCCUUGCAUCUAAUGAAUACAGAUUGUAUUUGUUUACUAAUGUUAAACAAUAAUGCUGUGAAACAAAUUCUGUCCAAUGAGAGAUGAUGUUGUAUGGAAUUGGCUGAAGGUGCUAGCAAUUCAAACAGCAAGGUUCACUUUAUAUACUGUAAGGAAGAACUGCAGAUGCUGGUUUAAACUGAAGAAAGACACAAAAAACUGGAGUAACUUAGCGGGAGAGGCAGCAUCUUUGGAGAGACCCGAAACAUCACCCAUUCCUUCUCCCGAAAGUGAAUUGAAUGCAACAACAGCACCACUAAACUUUCACAGAGUUGUUCAUGGAAGGAACUUAAACAAUAAUGUGGUAAUAUUUUGAUUAAGAGAGAACCCAGAGGUGUUAAUGUUGGAAAUAAAAUGUGUUUUAUAGUU
Molecule: messenger RNA, 2679 nt
Organism: Leucoraja erinaceus (little skate)
Lineage: Eukaryota; Metazoa; Chordata; Chondrichthyes; Rajiformes; Rajidae
Gene: wrnip1
Product: WRN helicase interacting protein 1
Exons: 7
Coding region: 337-2223 (628 amino acids)
Biological process (GO): DNA-templated DNA replication; regulation of DNA repair; DNA repair
Cellular component (GO): nucleus
Molecular function (GO): single-stranded DNA helicase activity; DNA binding; ATP binding
Source: RefSeq, a predicted model, not a curated record